UGCAAAAUCUACAAGCCUCGAGUUUACCCUUGGCCCGAGAUAAACUUAAAGCAGAAAUGACAUUAUUUAGGAUCAUUGUUGCAAUUUAGACCAUCUUGUCAAGAGUAAAUAUUGUUGAGAAUAAUUGGGUUGCCGCGCCACGCGCGAGAGGCUGGGUGUGUGUGUGUGUGUGUGCGGAGAGCAAAUCUAUAGCUUUUUCGCUCUCCCUUCAAGCGUAUUCUUUCACUGCCGUUGAACAUGCUGAGAGUACCAAGGAUCUGCUGUCGUGCUUUAUCGUUGCAGAAGCCUUCUGUACGAUUCUUUUCAAGCUCUCAAAUCUUGAAUAAUAAGUCAAGCACUCAACAUCCUUCACACCCAGAGCUUCAUGUUCACGAAGCUUCAAAAAGUUCACCAGCACCCAAAUUACGAUAUGCGAUCUCGUACGUAUCAAGUGCAGAUAUUCCGGCCUCCACCAGUCUGCUUGAUCAUCCGGAUCUUAUCAUCGGCUGGACUCCCGAACAAUUCGAACUGAAUCACAAUUCAUUUGUCGAGAAUAAUUCGUUUGUACAGUUUCUCACAAAUACUCUGUCGGAAAACAUUCAUAAAGUGAAUGAUCCUACCUUGAAAGCCACGGCUCAAUGGCAAAAAGAAGGAUGGCUGCAUAUCGGCGAUGAACGUAAUCCACCUCCGUGGGGCCGUAUUCCUUUCCCUGAGGAUAUUAUUGGCACCGUGUUGGUUAAGGAUGGCGAAAUUCAACCUGGUACAUAUCAAGCCAUGCCUACGCAUCGAAUCGUCUCUCCUAACGGUGUCUUUCAACUUUCUGAACCUCUGGCACGAUGUGUUAUUGAGAAAGCCAGAGCCAAAGUUCAAAGCUCGUAAAAAAUUCCUGGCAAUAAGAAGGAAUACUGUUACGUGACGACAGGAAAAAGGAAAGGGCCCGCAAAUCAUAUUCAGUAAAUGUGGGAACAUAACAUGUAUAUUUCAUGGAUCAUAUAGACAUGCUACCUUCAAGUUUAUUGGGGCAGUUGAAAUAAAAUGACACUGUAGAUUAACACGCAACAGGUUGGAUAAUUUUUUUACUACAGGGCAAUAAUAGUUCCAACCUGACAGUGAAGAAAUUCGAAGACAAGGAUUUAGUUUGUCAGAAAGCAAAAUGCUUUCAUCGAAAAUAUGUCAUAGACUCCGAGUAAUAUCAAGGAUUAACCACUUUGUAUCAACAUCGUUGUAUUUGAGGCCCUGAAAACAAAAAUGUCGUUUGCC
Messenger RNA from Radiomyces spectabilis, 1239 nucleotides. RefSeq lists its product as uncharacterized. The record is from RefSeq and is a predicted model, not a curated record. NCBI's taxonomy places the organism in Eukaryota, Fungi, Mucoromycota, Mucoromycetes, Mucorales, Radiomycetaceae. The coding region runs from base 238 to 858 and encodes 206 amino acids. The transcript is spliced from 3 exons.